Stomoxys calcitrans (stable fly) is the source of this 5155-nucleotide messenger RNA. RefSeq names its product rho GTPase-activating protein gacU (gene vri). The record is from RefSeq and is a predicted model, not a curated record. Gene Ontology annotation, molecular function: DNA-binding transcription factor activity; DNA binding. Gene Ontology annotation, cellular component: nucleus. The transcript has 3 exons. Gene Ontology annotation, biological process: regulation of DNA-templated transcription; circadian rhythm. NCBI's taxonomy places the organism in Eukaryota, Metazoa, Arthropoda, Insecta, Diptera, Muscidae. The coding region runs from base 1037 to 3481 and encodes 814 amino acids.
UGAUGCUGAGAAAGCUUUUCUAUUCAAUCAAUUGCUGACUGUCUAACGGUACGGUUGUGUUAAAAACCUAACAACGGAAGAAAAAUCGCCAGCAUUCGUCGUAGACGUGAUAUACAAUUUUGAUAGAAUCCAAAAUAAAACUAAGAAAAGUAGAAAAAAAAAACAAGAAAUCACAACAUUCUAGUUUCUCGCCUUUUAAGUGAGCGGUAAAAUAACAACAACAAAAGAAAAUAGCUACACAAAUAUAAUAGAGAAUUAAACACCGUAUAUGGACUACUAAAUGGACUAUUGCAAUCACCAGCCUAUCUAGAAGAAUUAGCACAGAAUUCAUGAGCCACAACAGAUUUGCAAUUCUCGGAAUCGAUUUGUUUUGUAUGUGGAUUUGAGUUGUUCAGAACCCGAAAGAAAGGUGGUAGUGCAAUAAAUGCCUAAAACGCAAAUUUCAUAUGUAGAAGAGCAAAAAAAUAAAAAUUAAACCAAAAUUCCUAAUAAAAAUAUGGAAUCAUGCAAAAACAAAGUGAUGAGUGUUUACAGAAAAAAAGAUGUUUACCUCAACGCAAAUAAUUAUUAACAUUUAACACUACAAAAACAAAGUGUGAAACAGUAGACAAAAAUUUUUAAAAAAAAAAACAAAAAAUAUUUCUCACAUUCAAAACACAUUUGAGUGCAGCAAACUGUCAAAAAAAAAAACAACAAUAACAGCAGUCUGAGCAGCAGCGUAAAUUUAGAAUUAUUUUUUAAAGUGCAAAGAACUUUAGAAAAUGUGACUGUUUUGUGAGCACAUUUCAAACAACAACAAAAACAAACACAGACAAGAAAACAAAAUACAUAUAUAAAACAAUUCAUAAGUACGUGUGGCUGUUCGAAAAACAAAGAACCCCCCCAGCCGAAAAAAAUGCGCAAUUAAUUGAAAAGGCAAAAAAUUUUUUUUAAAAAUUUGUGUGUUAAUAAAAGUUUUCAAAAAAACGGAAAAAACAUUACAUUUCAAAAGAAAAGAAGAACAACAAAUAAAUACUGCAGUCAUAUCAAUUUUAAAAUGUCGAUUGUCUGCACUUUGGAACAAAAAGUGAAUUUAUUUAAAGGUCCUGUGGCUACCAAAAAUUUACUUAUUCUGAAAAACAAUCUCAACAGCAGCAGUGUUAACAAUCACAACAACAGCAACAAUAAUCCCUCACCACAAGCUACCACAACAGCUUUGCCGGCCUCUGGCAAAUUAUUAACGGAUAUUAAAAAUUCUUCAUCGGCCAAUAUUGGCCUAAAAGACAAAACUUCAACCCCUGGACAACAAGACUUUAAAAGUCGUUUGGCCGUCAACGAAUUUGUGCGCCAAACUACUGUAGCAGCACCCACAGCUGAGCUUAUACAAUUACAUCAGCAACAUCAACAACAGCAACACCAACAACAUCAGUUAUUGUUAACGGCCGCCGCAAAUAUGCCCGAAGUCCUACAGGCAGCUGCCGCCAAUAGUCUUGGCAACGCCUCUGCAAAGUAUCACAGCAAUCCCAGUGCAUCACUGGUGACGCCGGCCACCGCAGCAGCCAUGGCCGCGGUACGCAUGUCAAACAUGUCACCCACGCUCUCCAUGAAUGGCAGUUCCAAUGAGGCCACAAAUGUGCACAGCCUGUCCAUGUACAAUGGCCCCGUCAGCCCCCAGUCCAGCGAUUCGGGUCACAGCAUGUCCGAUAUGCAACAUGGCAAUUACAUGAAUUACAAUCCCGAUUUCACCGGCAUGACCAAGCAACAAGUGAAUGCCGCCAAGGAACUCUUCUCGCAACGCAAACAAAGGGAAUUCACUCCCGAUUGCAAGAAGGACGACAGCUAUUGGGAUAGACGCAGACGCAACAAUGAGGCAGCCAAACGCAGUCGCGAGAAAAGACGCUACAACGAUAUGGUCUUGGAGCAACGUGUGGUGGAAUUGACCAAGGAGAAUCAUGUGCUAAAGGCCCAACUGGAUGCCAUCAAGGACAAAUUCAAUAUCUCGGGGGAAAACCUAGUGAGUGUGGAGCAAAUAUUGGCCUCUCUGCCCACCAGUGAACAGGUAUUGAGCACCACCAAAAGAUCCAAGAUAUCCACACCCACAAACACGUUCAAUGGCAAUGGCAACAAUACAAGCAAUGGUCUGCACUAUGGUUCCUCGGGCACUAAUUUGCCGCAACAAAAGUCCCCAGUUGAGGUACUCUCCGGCUCCAAUAAUGACAAAACGAGUGUUAUAAAGCCCCCCAAUGGAACGGGGGUGCCCAGCUCUUUGCCUGCUAUUCAUUUGCCAACAGCCAAUAACACAGCGAGCCAGCAAACGCUGCAGCCCAAUAACCUGCAAAGCAGCCAGGCUCUCUAUGCACCUCCUGUAUCGGCAGCUACAGCGGCGGCGGUGGCGGCUGCUGCUGCCUAUGUGCCUGCGAGUUUAAAUGACAAUACACCUUCCCAUCACCAGCACCAUCAACAUCAACAACACCACCUUCAGCACCAUCAACACCCACAUCAUGCUGCUGUAGUGGCUGCUGCAGCCACCACCACCACCGCCAAUGUAGCCCCCAACUCCAUAAACACACAACCGCCUAAUGCCACAAAUCUGCAGAAUCUGCAUGUGCUGCAGGCCCUUAACAGGGGCUGUGACUUUGAGAACAUACGCAAGGUGGUGGCAGCUGCAGCCGGAGUGGCAGGCGGUGCCGAAUUACCGUCCAGCGUCAGUGGCCUGUAUGCCAGUCCCCCCUCAGCGGCAGCGGCGGCGGCUCUUUAUGCCGGAGCCUCGCAACAUGUCAAUCCUUUGUACACAAAAUUCAACAAGGAGGAGCAUGCCUAUAUACCAGCCAUGGAGGGAUCCAUUGUCAGUUCCUCGGCCGCCGAUUCCGUCAGCUCAACUUCGCCACGAGGCACCGCAAGUGUCUUGAAUUUGUCAAGGCGGGCCAGCACUCCCACAGCCUAUGAGCAUAUGCUGUCCUCGACCACCUCCUCAUCAAGGCUAUCUUCGUCCAUGUCAUCGGCCUCCUCGUCGGGGGCAGUAUCCGGUGAUGAUGAUCACGAGGCUGACAAUGAAAUGGCCGAAGAGGCCAGUGAACACAAUCUCGCCAGUACCACCACCAGCCCCCACAGCAAUGACUCCAACAAUUGCUUGCCCCUGAAGCUGCGACACAAAUCGCAUUUGGGCGAUAAGGAUGCUGCGGCCACCGCCUUGCUGGCCCUGCAGCACAUCAAACAGGAGCCCAUAAGCAAUAGGGCCUCACCCCCAGCCUGGGCUGACAACUCGGGCGACAAUUCCAGCGAUGAGCGCGAUUCCGGAAUCUCCAUACCCAGCCCCGAAUGGACUGCCCAAUUUCAGCGCAAUGUUUUGGUGCCUGGCAAGGACUCGUGCACCGCCAACGCUGUGGUGACGGUCACCCCCUCGGAGAGAGAGCAUAUUUUGAAAUCGCAAUUGGCACGCCUGGAGUCAGAGGUGGCCACCAUCAAAAAUGAUUUGUACAGUCGAUCAAAGUGUUGUACAUAGAGCAAACAGAGAGCGACCGAAUGGGAGAGCAGACAUUUUUUUUAAGAGCGUAGACUGAUUUCCACAUUGGAAGUCUUUUAAAAGUCUGCGCCAGGAUUUUCUGUUUAUUUCUUUUGGUUUUCGAUUUUCAAGGAGAGAGAGGAUAGACAAUAAUUAGACAUGUUAUGCUAGCGAUAGAACUAUGAAACACAACACAAAGCAGAUUGUUAAGAGAAUGCAAGAUUGUGGAAACUUUAACUUUUUAUUCUAUUUGUUAUAUACACAUAUGCUGCUUUAAGGCUUUGUUAAUAUCUAAAGCAUAACUGAUAGAGAGUCCGCGGAAGGUUAGCUUGCCCAGCCUUCCACUGCAGACUCCAGAUCUCAAUGUUUACGAAGAGAUGAAGGCAAACUUGAUUUCAAAUUUUGUAGAUCACUUAAAAACAAAACAAAAAAUGGUAUUACCAACAUUUCAUAAAAAUAAUUUUUAUUUAUUUGUUAAUAAAUGUUGUUGUGAGCAUGGAUUUUAAAUUAAAAAUUAAUGGGAAUUCCAUUACCGAAAAUGGCACAUUCCCUACUUAUACGGAUAGACACAUAUUUACAAAAAAAAACAAAAUUUUUAAAAAUUAUUGAAAAACAAAAAUUAAUGUAUUACUAUAUGUUGUAAACUAUAAUGACUAUUGAUUUUACAUAUAAUUUAUAAACAAACAACAUUGUGGUUCUCGCUUAAUCAACAGCGUAAACACUUUUGAUAGACACUGUAAACUUUUGUGUUAUGGCGUGAUGUUUUCUAAUUAUUUAUUUCAUUUUUAUUAAUGCAUUAGCUGCAGCAACCACUGGCAUUUUGCGGUUGCUUUUUGAUGUUUUUAAAAAAAGAAAAAAAUAUUCCUAUCUUGUUAAAAGAGAAAUUAAAACAAACAUAUUUUUUCAAAAACUUUUUUUUAAGGAAUGGAAAAUGUUUAUCCUUACAAAUAAUAAUAAGAUUCUCAUGCAAAUAUAAAAAACAAAUUUAAUUUAAAACAUAUAUAUAAAACAAAAAUCAAACUCUUAUAGUGUAUAGAAUAUACAAAAAAAAAAAAGAAAAUAAAGUUUCCUUAUUUAGUUAUAUGUAAAUAUAGAAAAUAAAAUACAUCAUUAAAAAAAAAAACUUAAAAUUUUAUAAAACAAAAACAAAACACACUUUACUCUUAAAACGUUUCAAAGUUAGUGGCGAGUAUAAUUUUUUAAUAUUCGUUUAUUUUUAAAGGUCUACCAACACACAUAAACAGUUAACUGUUAAGCUUGUUAAGUAUGAAAAGAGAAAAUUAAAACAAAAAUAGUUCUUCUACCCACGCCCCCUCAGUCCAUCAUCAUCAUAAUGUAAGAAGUUCCUCCUCAAUUAUCUAAAACCCUGUUUUUUUUUGUAGAAUUUUUGUGAAAAGUAUCUUCUUUUCAGAGUUAUAUUAAUGUUGAUUGAUGUUGCCCGAGGACAUACAUAGUAUUCUUUUUCCUUUCAUUUUCAUAUAAAUGUUUAUAGAUGUUAGAAACACACACACACACACAAACAAAAAUAAAAAGAAAAUAUUUUUUGAUUGCAAAUGACUGAAAUUGCAUUUUAGUAUUCAUUUGCGAUAUAUUGUAUGUAAUUUAGUUUGUAGUUCUUUAAACAAAAAAACAAAAGAAACCAAGAUGGAUGACAGAAAGUUUUAAAUGUUAUAU